GUUACUCUGUCUCUUUGGGCUAGAACUAGCUAAGUAUAUGAUGUCUCCCCCUCAAUUGUGCAGCAUUCGCACUGUCUGCCUAUGUCGCCAUGCCCAAGGUUCAAUCUCAAGCUUCUCGGGCUCCUGCUCAUCCCUCCGACCUUACUGCUCGGCGAUUCAGGCAACCCCGCCAACCCGCCAACCCUUCAGAUAGUCUCAUUCAACAUCUGUUGGACUGCCCCGACGCGACCUUGGGAGGCCCAUUUGAAUUACGCAUGGUGGUGAGUCUCUUCGUUGAGACUAAAUCGCAUCCCGUGGAAGGUAUAUUUCAAGACCCCACAACUCAUCGGCUCUUCAUGGCUAUUCUGCCCCUGGUGCCCGCGCAACCGCUCAUCAUCCAUAUGGACCGUUUCGACGGCAAUGAUGUGAGUGCACCUGGAGCCCCCAUCUGGGCUUCAAGGAUCCUCGCUCGAAGGGAUGCACCCCUGCAGCUCUGCUGCUCUGGUGAAUGGCUCCGCGAUACCGCCUGGCGCUGGACGGGUCCUUUGCGGUCAAGCGGGCCUGUCGUCGGCCUACGGCGCUUGGCUAUCGUCAAGUUUUUGGAUUCCUUCUUGAAAAUUCAUCGAAUUGCAACACAAGGCAUCAACAUGCCUCGUCGCAAGCCUCAGCCCCGACCGACGUUGCGCAAUGUUGAGCUUGUUGCGGAGACCAUACCUCCUCCUCUGACUCCUCCUCCCAUCACCCCAUCGCCAUCUCCGUCUCCUUGGGAAAAUGUGGGCAUUGCGUUCAGUUCGCCAAAAGUAUGUGAGUAGUUCCCGAGCCCCGCCAUCGUGAUGGUAAGGAUGAUGGUCCCAACAACGCCUCUCUCCUAUAUAUAUGUUUUUCUAUAAUCAGUGAGCCGUCGACAACUU
This is a messenger RNA of Dichomitus squalens LYAD-421 SS1, 890 nucleotides long. RefSeq lists its product as uncharacterized. The transcript has 3 exons. Bases 90 to 791 code for a protein of 233 amino acids. The record is from RefSeq and is a predicted model, not a curated record. NCBI's taxonomy places the organism in Eukaryota, Fungi, Basidiomycota, Agaricomycetes, Polyporales, Polyporaceae.